This is a messenger RNA of Seminavis robusta, 432 nucleotides long. NCBI's taxonomy places the organism in Eukaryota, Bacillariophyta, Bacillariophyceae, Naviculales, Naviculaceae. The record is from the annotation of a GenBank genome assembly.
AUAAAAGACGCAACGACACAACGAGAAAGACAGCGACAAACAGCAAGACAAACCAUGGGUAGGAAAACCAAAGGGUCGACCGUAUAUCGGUCGUCUCAUAACCAUCUUCAGGUGAAGAAAUCACUAGACAGAUUCCAUGAAGAACAAAGAAAACAACAGCAAGAAUAUAUCGAGAUGAAAAUCAAGAAUAGGCGAAAGCCAAUCGAGAUUGGCGUUCAAAUACAAUCUGGUCGCAAGAUCACCAUUACCUGCAGUCCAGAUGACACGCUGGAUGACGUACGAGAAAAGGUUGCCAUGAAGGAAGACAUCAGCCCAGACCAACAGGUAUUGAUGUUCAAUGGUAUCAAGCUCAUGGAUGGGGACAAUCUUGAGGACUUGGGAAUCAUCCAAGCUGCUACCCUCUUUUUGACUCUCCGAAACUGGGGAGGUUAG